Cuscuta europaea is the source of this 509-nucleotide messenger RNA. The record is from the annotation of a GenBank genome assembly. Lineage: Eukaryota; Viridiplantae; Streptophyta; Magnoliopsida; Solanales; Convolvulaceae.
GUUGUCUGGGGCAAAGGAGAUCUUUCAGCAGCAACUCUCGUGCUCGGUUCCAAUGGAUAGGUUCCUGGCAGUUAAGAAUGUCCUAGUUCUAGAUUCUGAAGGAAAGCGUGUUGCGGUCAAGUACUAUUCAGAUGACUGGCCAACAAAUAUAGCCAAAGAAGCUUAUGAGAAGGCCAUAUUUGCCAAAACUCAGAAGAUCAAUGCAAGGACAGAAGUGGAGAUAACUAUGCUUGAGAAUUACAUUGUUGUUUUCAAGUUUACCCAAGAUCUUCAUUUCUUUGUUACUGGAAGUGAAGAUGAAAAUGAUGUUAUCCUGUCCACAGUCCUCCAAGGAUUCUUUGAUGCGGUUGGGGUUCUUCUUAGGGGAAAUGUAGAGAGGAGUGAGGCACUUGAGAAUUUGGAUCUUAUUCUUCUGUGUCUGGAUGAAAUUGUUGAAUGCGGAAUUAUUCUUGAGACCGAUGCAAAUGUUAUUGUUGGAAAAGUUGCAACUAAUGUCUUGGAUUCUGGAG